Messenger RNA from Nicrophorus vespilloides, 4461 nucleotides. RefSeq lists its product as uncharacterized. Gene Ontology annotation, biological process: signal transduction. NCBI's taxonomy places the organism in Eukaryota, Metazoa, Arthropoda, Insecta, Coleoptera, Silphidae. Bases 140 to 4423 code for a protein of 1427 amino acids. The record is from RefSeq and is a predicted model, not a curated record. The transcript has 10 exons.
AGCGCUGCCUUAGGAAGGAAAUCUUCGUGCGACCAGAUUAAUUGGUAAUAUGCCAGGUGCGCAUAUUUGAGUAGCAGGUGAAUUAUGAAAUUAAAAAAGAAUAGUGGUCAAUUGUUAAAAUAGAAAUUCUUUUCUAAUAAUGGCCGAGCGCAUGAUAAAACGCAGACAGAAACUUAUAAAAAGCGCCUCGACGGAAAGCUCUGAGAUUCAAUUCGAUUUGCCAGUGAAACGUAAGAUUAAGAAACCGAAGGAACGAUGGCUUCUCACCAGGAAAACGUGGAGGUACAUGGCAGACGCUGGUCGAAAAUUAAUUCCAGAUGGGACGCAAAACCGCCCUGAAGAUAUCCCUCAAAUCGAGUCCUACUUCCAGGAGGUAUGUAAGAAAGAGCCGAGAUUUCUUCUCUGGCGUAAAAACUCGUACCCGGGAGCACUGGGAUUCCGGAAGAAACGGAAAGAUCGGCGAAAAGGCGGAAGCUGCCGCAAAGCAUGCUCCGCGGACGAAGUCGACGAUAUCAAACCGCAGAGGCCCAAAGACUUACCACUGUAUGCGUCAACGUCAGGAGGCCGCUUCGACAUACAGAAAAUGAAAUAUGACUUUCUAAAUUCACCUGUUACUCCAUCUACUCCAAGAACCAAGUCUGCUUUUAACACACCCACGCACGAGGACGACGAUGAAUCGAUGCUGGUAAAUAUGCUAGAAACUUACCUGAAAAUAUCCGAAGGAGAAUCGGUGAAGAAUUUCGACUAUCAAAUGCUAAUUGACAAAUUGCAACAACACUUAGUUGCAACGCACAUUCCUGUUCAAACCGAAACUAAAUUAUCUCCGAAACGCGAAAAUGUCCACUUCGAAGGGGAUCAUCUGCAAAAAUCCCUCACCGAAACGUUGAAUAGAUAUUUCAGUCAAAACGUGAGCAGGGAUAGGAUCAUAUCAGACUUACUUACGAAUAGAAAAGCCCUGCAAAAACUCUAUUUUGACUUAAGGCAGACGAGGGGUUUUAAGGGUAGACGCGAUUACAGCUAUACGCCACCCAAUUAUCUGUGGGACCAAUCGAUGCUGAGGAGCACAAAGAAUAAGCAAGAUAUUAGCGAUUACAGGAAAUCCGUUCCUCCGCCGUUAAUCGAAAUACAGGGUGAAAGUGUCGAGCCCGUCUAUGUAGACGGCGGCAUUCAGACAGAUCAAAUCCCCGACGAAGAUUUGUGUAAAAUCGAAGAGGAAUACAAGAAGUUGUUGGCGGAAAGGGAGGAAGAGGAGCGUGAUUCCCGGCCCUCAGGGUCCAGGCGGAAGAGCAGUGUCGACCAUGACGAUGUAUCGCAAUCAGUGAGUGAUACAAUAAAGCGGUAUUUGCGGAUGGCUCGGAAGAAAAGUGCGGAUUCGGAUAAAGUUGAUCGGUUCAAGCGUGUAAACUACGACCGGAAUUUGCGUAAUAUCAAAGCGAAAGGCGAAAUCACGAAACCGGGCGACGACGACGGACUAAACAAGGGCUGCCAAACGAACGACGAAUGGAUUUUAACGUAUCGCGAUUUAAAGUUCGAGAGUGCUCUUGAUUCUUCAUCUAGCACCGCUUAUUAUAAUAACCCAUCGGAGGAGGCUAUCCACCCGAACUCCCCGACCACCAAAUCCCAUUCAUUUCUCUCGCACCUCUUAAACAAACAUUCUCAUGAUAAAUCUUCAGCAGGAUUGGCCAUGCAAAAGUCCAAGUCCUCUUCCAGCGUUGUCCACCAUGGAAGUCGGCUCAUGGCCAAGACAAUCUUCAAACGCUCGAAGAGUCAAUCACGGACUGCCCAGCAGCCCUCCACUUGGACUCCAAAGGGUUCUUGUAUAUGGACUAGCGUUACUGGAAAGCAAGUUAUCCUUGCAGACACGACGCUGCAACACCUCAGCGACGUCGAGAGGAAAAUCCUUCAGAAAGUUGCUUUGGAUAAAUUGCAAGCUCUAAAUCUUGGUGUCACCGUUAAAGUACCUUCUGAUAAUGUGGUUGUUGUACCGAAGAAACGGAGACCUUAUUUAUUGAAGAGGAAAGCGCUCACAACUGGUAUUUUCGACACGAGUCGAAAGGAUGCAGACAAAGAUAAAGGUGCUGGAUCGGGAUUGGUGUUCGGAAUUCCGUUGUCGCAAUGCAUAGAUAAUGACAGGGUGAGGGCUGUCGGCAAUGCCUGUUACGCGUCUGGCGAUGAGCAAAGGCCUAUGGCGAGGACGGGCAGCAGGGCCAGCUUCAGUUCUCUGAUCGAUUCAACGAUUAGACAGGACGAGAAAGGUUCGUGCGACAGUUUAUCGAGGGACAAUAGGAUUGCAGGCAGCGUGCCCGGUCUUCUCGAUGCGAUCCUGUGUUCUUCGAGCGGAGACAUUACUGGGUCAACAAGCAACGAGGAGGAAAAGACUGUACCUCAUAUAAUUACCGAGUGCAUAAGACAUCUGGAGAUUUACGGCCUUUACACGCUUGGAAUAUUCCGAGUGAGCACGUCCAAGAAACGCGUGCGACAGUUGCGCGAAGAUUUCGAUAGCGGAAAAGAAUCUGUCCUAAAUAUCGACCAGUGCCCUCACGAUGUUGCCACUCUCCUGAAGGAAUAUUUAAGAGAUUUACCGGAUCCCUUGCUCUGCAGAGAUUUAUACAGCGCAUUUGUCCAAACACAAAGAAUAAGAAAUCGUAGGUUGCAGCUGGAAGCUUUACAACAUCUUGUUCAGUUGCUACCGUCAGUUAAUCGAGACACCUUGCUGGCUUUAUUGAAUUUUUUGGCCAAUGUCGCGAAACACUCGGCAGAUCAAACGGACGCACUAGGUGAGGUGCUGCUCGGUAACAAAAUGAACUCGACGAAUUUAGCUACGAUCUUCGCACCGAACAUCCUGCACGCCAUCAAGCCGGGCUCGAAAGAUCCCAGCGAGAGAUCCGAUGAUCGCAUCGAUGUGAUCAACGUGAUCAGAACAAUGAUCGACAACUCGCACAACUUGUUCGCAAUUUCUGCUGAGAUGUUAGAUGAAAUUUACGUGCAUAUGAUGGACACGAAUCCCGACGAGCUGGACGUCUUGCUGAAUAAGCGUGAGACGAUCGGCUACGCCGACGAAUCGCAAGACGAGAUAUCUGAUGGAUCGCUGCGGUCUCCCGGUUACACAACUGGAUAUUUAGAGGAUGGUAAACACGGCGACGACGAUCCCUAUAAACCGAAGAAGACUUAUUCCAGAGAAGAAUGUUUACACGAAACUGCGGCUACCGGUGGUCCCAAUGUUGCCAUGAGAAUUAGGCACAAAGAACGUAUUAAAGAGCGCAGUUUGAAGAAACGUCGAGACGAGUCCGCGAGUAGAUUGAGGAAGGAUGAAGACAGCGGUAGCAGCACGUCGAGUAUUUCUCGAUCGAGGGAUGGAAUCGCUUAUGCGAAAACCCGGUCUUCCUCGUUGGAAAGUAGCUGCUCGUUGCCGGGUGAUGAUCACCGAGUGAUGAAGUCUACGGAUGAACAACAAUCUGUGGAUCGAAGAAAAUCGACGCCUUACUUCCUUGAUCAGAGCGGUAUACUAACAGCCAGUUUGACAAUACCAGUACAAACAUCCUCAUUAAACAUAGACGAAGACAUUCCUUACAUUGAAGAUUCUUAUAAUUAUUCUGAUGGCAAGCACCAGAUGAUAAUAGGUAUGGUGAAACCUACAGCUCCACCACGCAGGAGGCACAGGUCGACCAGUGGUAGCGAUUCAUCUGUUGCAUCCGCGAUACAACCGAUCACUGGAAGUAUUUCGUUCGUACAGCAGGGCUACGAUUCGGCGAUCGGAUCAUCGCUAACAUACAGCAGUCCUCCACAUAACACCGCACCAUCAUCUAUUGCCAGUAGCAUUGCUGAUGCCUCAGGGAUGUGCAGUUCACCACCGUCGUGGGCCUCAACGCCUCCGACCUCCCCCGACAGCCAUAACACUUCCGUAAAUUACAUACCCGACGACAUACAGCAUCCAAAGUAUUUGACGAAGAAAACGACGACGAAGGAGUCCCCAAUGCUCCACAAAGUAACAUACACCUCAACGUCGGAGAUCCAAAGAGCGGGAAAACCUGCGGACAUCAGAAGAGAUAUUCCGAUGCGGAAGAAAUCUGUCGAGAUUCAGAAAUGUUCGAGCAGUCCCGUUUUUACCGAGCAAAAGGAACGUUUCAAUCCAAGUAUUACCAGCAUCGGUAACGCCGUUCUUCGCUCGAGGACGGCGGAUUUCGAGAGGAUAACUCAGACGUCGACUGAAACGAAGACGACGACGACCACAACCACAAUAUCGGAGAAGAAGAAAUACAAUAAACGACGAUACACCGAUUCCAGACACCAAACUCGGCAUAUACCAGACGCAGAGUCAUUGGAAUCUCAAACCAAGAAAGAUAUCAAAAGUUCUACGAACGUAUCACAGACUGUCUACAAACGGAGAGAGUUGAUUUCUAGUGUACCGACGGAAUCACGCUGAUUCCACUACUACCUAUUAUUAUUAUAUAUAUUUACUUU